Molecule: messenger RNA, 861 nt
Organism: Triticum turgidum subsp. durum (durum wheat)
Lineage: Eukaryota; Viridiplantae; Streptophyta; Magnoliopsida; Poales; Poaceae
Source: the annotation of a GenBank genome assembly
AUGGGAAACCAUGUAAUGAGUGAAAGAACAACAUUGGAUCAUUGCUAUAGCAAACAAAUCCACCAGAAGGGAAGGUCAAAUGUUAUAACAGAAGACCCUCUCCAGGUCAAAAAUAAAAUGACGAACUAUCUAAUGAGCACAGAAACAACUUUGGACCAUUACAAUGUCAAACCAUCCAACCAGAAAGGAAGGAAAAAUGUUAAAUUUGAAGACCUUCCUGAGGAUGUGCUUCGCACAAUUUUAUCGAAAUUGCCUGUAAAAGAGGUUUUGAAGACUAGUGCUUUAUCAAGUCAGUGGAGAUAUUCGUGGACUAUCUGUCCCAAAUUAAGUUUCAAUAGUGUUGCCGUACGUGGCGGGAUUAGGCUUGACGAACAAAAAAAUGAACAGCAGAAUUUCAUUGAUGACGUUAGUUUGGUUUUGCAAAAGUAUCAAGGCAAAGAAGUUGAAAAUUUUGAAGUCAAAUAUGCAUUUGACAGCAAGCUGGUUGAUCAUCUCAAUUGCUGGGUUAGUUUUGCUGUGUCGUCACGGAUGAGGAAUCUAGCUUUAGAUCUAGCACCUACCAAAUCUGGGGGUCGUGAUGAUCGUUAUGCGUUUCCGUUUGGACUGUUUGACAGUGAGAGCCUAGCACGUCUUCAGUGCAUUCAACUAAGUUUUGUAUUGUUGAAAUUACCUAUGCAGUUCAGAGGUUUUCCGAACCUGAGAAAGCUAGAUCUGAACUUGCUGCAUGUCACUAGCAAUGAUCUUGAGAAUAUGUUGUCCAAUUGCUACAGUCUCGAGUGGUUGAGCAUUGUAAGAUGCCAUCUGAAUGAUGAACUUAGGGUUGAAAGCCCGAUGUCCCAUCUAUGUACUUGCGAGUUGUGA